AUGUUCACUAAAGUGGUUGGAUUAGUUUUCUUUUUUGGAUAUACAAAAGCUAUUAAUGAGAUAGCAUGCGAGGGAGAGACACUCUCUCUUUCCUGUCCCCGGGGCCAGUCCAUCAACAUUACCUACGCUAACUACGGCAGGACCAACCCUAACAUUUGCUAUUCCGGAAGCUCGCAGAAUUUGCAGUGCUACUCCAGCACAGCUUUCCAGCGGCUGAGACGCACCUGCCAGGGUCAGAAUCAGUGCUUUAUCACAGCCACAGACAGUAUCUUUGGGGACCCAUGUCCUGACACUUAUAAAUAUCUGGAUGUGGACUACGAAUGUGAAUACCCUCAAACAGGAGAUCGUUUCCACGUUUGUGAGGGGGGUACAUUGAGUCUCUACUGCCCUCGAGGAUCAGUUUUAACAGUAUUCUCCGCCAAUUAUGGAAGACAGCAUCCCAGAAUAUGUCCAGGACCAGGAUCAAAUGACUUUACCUGUUUGUCACCGACAACCGUAGAUAUUGUGAGAAGACUUUGUGAGAAUCGGGAGACUUGUCAACUUGAAGCAAUUAAUAAUGUAUUUGUUGAUACUUGCCCAGGAAGACCGAAAUAUCUGGAAGUUAGUGUCGGAUGCAUAUAUAUUGGUAUUUAAAAGGACUUUAUAGCACUAUUUAUUAAAUUCUAUAUUAAUUAGGCAAAAGAAUGACUGUAAUGUAAUAAAGGACAGUCUUCAGAGGUAUGAAA
Molecule: messenger RNA, 725 nt
Organism: Saccostrea echinata
Lineage: Eukaryota; Metazoa; Mollusca; Bivalvia; Ostreida; Ostreidae
Product: L-rhamnose-binding lectin CSL3-like
Exons: 3
Coding region: 1-633 (210 amino acids)
Molecular function (GO): carbohydrate binding
Source: RefSeq, a predicted model, not a curated record